Molecule: messenger RNA, 726 nt
Organism: Anopheles nili
Lineage: Eukaryota; Metazoa; Arthropoda; Insecta; Diptera; Culicidae
Exons: 3
Coding region: 1-585 (194 amino acids)
Source: RefSeq, a predicted model, not a curated record
AUGGCGAUCACUGGACGCUGGACGAAACGACGCGCGAUCCCGGCGAUAGCGAUCGCGAUCACGCUGUACUACUUCCUGUCUUCAUCCUACGAGCGGUACGAGAUCGAUUCCGUCAUACCACACACCAAUCCGGAAUCCGUGUGGGAUUUUGUGGCCGAUUUCAGCCGGAUGAAGCAACUCAACCCCACGAUAUUGCACUUUCGCAUCCUGGCCGAUCACGGGAAUCAGGAGCACUGGAAGUACACGGUCGAGUACCGGGAGCGGCUUUCGCAUUGGCCGUACUCGCUUAACACCGCGAUCGGGCAAUAUUCUGUGCUGCGGCUGCCGGAGACCGAGGGUGGCCAUUAUGCGGUUUUGUCCACGCAUCGGACGUGCUUUUUGGGUGGCUUGUUUUGCCUAAACUCGAAGGGUGCAUUUAAGAUAUCCCGCUCCAACAAUAGCGACACCCUGUGCGAGGAGACGGUCGAGUACCAGUGUCCGUUCUUUUUCGGCAGCUUCUGCCGGCGUGAGGUCGUGUUCCAGCGGAAAGCCAUCAUGAAAAACCUGGUGGCGCAUUUCCAGAAGAAGGCUUUCAUGCAGGCCUAGGCGCUCGUUUACUUGGUGCUUCUGUGUCCUGUGUCUCGCUAGCCGCAUUUACAUACAGUGUAUCUAUCGCGAUCGUGAUUUCUUAUCUAAAUCGUUUAAUAAAAUUAGCAAAUUAAUUUCAAUAUGACUCCAUAUUUUGUG